Molecule: messenger RNA, 636 nt
Organism: Botrytis byssoidea
Lineage: Eukaryota; Fungi; Ascomycota; Leotiomycetes; Helotiales; Sclerotiniaceae
Exons: 2
Coding region: 1-636 (211 amino acids)
Molecular function (GO): fatty acyl-CoA hydrolase activity
Source: RefSeq, a predicted model, not a curated record
AUGGCUCCAGUUGCGAAAUUUGGCUCCGCUCUAGAGUCUUCCUCUUAUCAAAGUCCCGAUGGCGGUUCUGCUUACGCACCCCUUCGUAAGAAAACGAUCGAGCAAGCCAUCGCAAUGGGAUACAAUCCGGCAACCAUGGUUGAAUGUGGAGUGACUUGGGCCGAUGACCACGAUCCAUUCCAGCACGUGAAGAACGCAGCUUACGUGCAUUAUGUGAACCAAUGCGCAUUUCGCGAAUUCCAAUCAUUCGAACCGUAUUUGGGCAAAGAGAAAUUUCAGGAUAUGCUCAAGGUCCGUGGCGUCGGACCUGUUGUCAAGAACUAUACGGUUAAUUUCAAAAGGCCUGUGAAAUUCCCAGAUUCGCUUAUUGUCGCGAAUCAUAUCACUGAAGUUUUCCCAGAUCGUUACUUUGGUAUUACCUCCGUCUGGUCUUUGAACCAGCAAGUUAUUGUUGCGGAUUUCAAAAUAUGCAUAGUAUUUUUUGAUUAUGAUCGAGGUGUACCAGCGAAUCUUCUUGAAAUUGGUGGCGUGUACAAGGAUUUAUAUGAGGGUCUGAAGCAACGAUUAGAAAUGGAAGCGAAAAUAGCUUCAAUUUGGGAGAAGGAGCAUCCCAAGAGAACGAAAGCCGUGCUGUAA